Molecule: messenger RNA, 504 nt
Organism: Ambispora gerdemannii
Lineage: Eukaryota; Fungi; Glomeromycota; Glomeromycetes; Archaeosporales; Ambisporaceae
Source: the annotation of a GenBank genome assembly
AUGUCGCAAAAGAAAGGACACGACACAAGCUUUCGCCGUACCUGGGACAAACAAGAAUACGAACAGUGUACACGAGAUCGUGCUCGUCGUGAACAACAACUAGAAGAGGAGGAAGAGCGAAAAAGUAAAGGACUCAGAUGGUUCAAAGCACUAGUAUUGCCUCGAAAAUAUUGUAAAGUGUGCGAUUGUGUGGUGAAGGAUAGCGUCAAUUAUUUGGAUCACAUUAAUGGAAAACGGGCUUAUUUGUUCCAUGCAUAUCAAAGAGCACUAGACCGAACCAUGAAAGUAGAGCGUAAUACAUUGGAUCAAGUACAAAACGACUGGCUCGUCUCGUCUAAAAAACAAAAAGAAGAGAAACCACAAGAAUAUGAUUUCGAGGCGAGUGUCGAACAAAUGCGUCAGCAAGAAGAGGAGGAGAAACAGAACCGAAAAGGGCCAAGAAAUCUAAAGAGAAAAAUGCUGCUACAAACAAUGAUGAAUAAAGUUGGUAUAAUAAUUUUUUGA